AUGACCGGCAACGACCAAGAUGUCUUUCGCAAAGUCGGUCGCGGCGGCGCAGGCAACUUCUACAAUGUAAAGGACGACAAAGCGGCUGCUGCUGCCGCCGCCGCAGACAAGGAUCUGGAACGUCAAGACCCCGGCGUCGUCACUGCAGUAGACUCCACAGCAGGACAACCAAUUCGCGCUGGUCGCGGCGGGGCAGGAAACUACAUGGAGGCAUCUCAACUUCCCGACGCAGAGGACAAGAAUCGCAUAUCAAAGGAGGUUGCAGCGGCUAUGACGUCGAGUCUGAAGAAGCACCCGCACAAUGCGAUGGGUGGGCGAGGUGGCGCAGGGAAUUGGGCGGGCGACGAGCGGGAGAGGCGUGAUGAGGAGGAGGGGAAGAGUAGGGCUGAGGAAUUGGAGAGGAAGGUUAAGGAGGCGGUUGAUAAGGGGUUGAAGAUGCCGGAAAGGGUUCAUCACGGACGGGAGAAGGAGGUUAGGUGA
Messenger RNA from Pochonia chlamydosporia 170, 480 nucleotides. RefSeq lists its product as hypothetical. NCBI's taxonomy places the organism in Eukaryota, Fungi, Ascomycota, Sordariomycetes, Hypocreales, Clavicipitaceae. The transcript has 2 exons. The record is from RefSeq and is a predicted model, not a curated record. Bases 1 to 480 code for a protein of 159 amino acids.